CCCGCUCUCCAUUGUCUCAGCCCGAAAGCUGUCUCUCAAGCGAGCACGACCAUUUGGGAGCUUGUGUGCAUGUAAAUUAUUUAUUGUAUCAAUAAAAAUAUGCACACUGUAUAGGCUAAUCUGUACUCGGGCUCAAAUUCAUCUUCAGACAGAAACCGGGAUUUAAAGCAAGGACGAUCGGUUUUAAGCGAGGGUUGACAUCGGCUUUUAACUGUAUCCAUUUAGCUGUCUUUGAGACCCUCUGACACAGCACAUUCACCGUCCCCCAACCCCAGCCCCACCAUGCUGACUGGUCUGUUCCGUAUGCACGGCAUGCUGGUGGCCUCCCACCCCUGGGAGGUGAUCGUAGGCACUGUCACCCUGACCAUCUGCAUGAUGUCCAUGAACAUGUUCACCGGCAACGACCAGAUCUGUGGCUGGAACUACGACUGCCCCAAAAUGGAGGAGCUGGUUCUAAGCAGUGACAUCAUCAUUCUGACCAUCACACGGUGCAUAGCCAUCGUGUACAUCUACUUCCAGUUCCAGAAUCUACGGCAACUAGGUUCCAAAUAUAUUCUUGGUAUCGCUGGACUAUUCACCAUAUUCUCCAGCUUCGUAUUCAGUACUGUCGUGAUUCACUUCCUGGAUAAAGAGCUCACUGGCCUCAAUGAGGCCUUACCUUUCUUCCUGCUUCUGAUCGACCUCUCCAAAGCAUGCGCUCUCGCCAAGUACGCGCUCAGCUCUAACUCACAGGACGAGGUGCGCGACAACAUCGCCCGUGGCAUGGCAGUCCUGGGGCCCACGUUCACUCUUGAUGCCCUGGUGGAAUGCCUGGUGAUCGGGGUGGGCACCAUGUCAGGUGUACGACAGUUGGAGAUCAUGUGUUGUUUUGGCUGCAUGUCUGUCCUGGCCAACUACUUUGUCUUCAUGACGUUCUUCCCUGCCUGCGUCUCCCUGGUGCUAGAGCUGUCCAGGGAGAGUCAGGAGGGUCACCCCAUCUGGCAGCUGAGCCACUUCUCCCGCGUGAUGGAGGAAGAGGAGGAUAACAAGCCCAACCCUGUUACCCAGAGAGUCAAGAUGAUCAUGUCUCUGGGCCUGGUAAUGGUGCACGCCCACAGCCGUUGGAUCGCCGACCCUCUCUCCCUCAACUCCAACCUGGACGUCUCCCAGGUGGACUCCAUGUCCCUGGACAACCAUUUACCCAAGAGGAUCGACCCCGAGAGACCCCUCUGGCAGUUCUACAUGUCAAGGUUGGCCAGCAUGGAUAUAGAGCAGGUGAUCUGUCUGGGUCUGGCCCUGCUGCUGGCCGUCAAGUACAUCUUCUUUGAACAAGUAGAGCAUGAGUCCACCCUGUCUCUGAAGAGCCCCCUGUCCCAGGGGCCCGACCGUGCCCCCCGCUGGAGCACAGACCAGUGCUGCAGGAAGGAGGUUGCCCCUCCCCGCCCCCCCAAGUCCCCUCAGAUACCGCCACCCCCACACCCCCCGCCCUGGCUGAGGCCACCAAGGAGAGAGAGGUACGGCAGGAGGAACAAGACGUGGUGUUAUGGUGGUCUGGAAAGGACUCGAGAUCCGGCGCUGCCUACCCCGACCACCGAACCCCAGCCCACCUUCCGUCUGGGCUCUAUGGAGGAGGAGAGAGAGAAAGCAAGGCGGAGUGCCCCAGAGCAGAACCCUCCCAGCCAGCCUACCCUCAGACCCCAGACCAUUGAGGAGUGCCUGACCAUCCUGAAAACCCUGAGGUAUGGGUGUAUGAUGGGAGCCCGAUUCCUGAGCGAUGAUGAGGUGGUGGUUCUGGUCAACUCUAAACACAUCCCUUCCUACAAGCUGGAGACCAUGAUGGAGAGACCAGAGAGAGGGGUAUCCAUCCGUAGACACAUGAUCUCCUCCAAGCUCCCCAACUCCUCUGCCCUCUCCUCUCUGCCAUACCUAGACUACGACUACUCGAAGGUGAUGGGGACCUGCUGUGAGAAUGUGAUUGGAUACAUGCCCAUUCCAGUAGGCGUGGCCGGGCCUCUUCACCUCGAUGGGAAGCAGUUCCAGGUCCCCAUGGCGACCACAGAAGGCUGCCUGGUGGCUAGCACCAACCGGGGCUGUCGUGCUAUCUCCUUGGGUGGUGGUGCCAGCAGUCGUAUCCUGGCGGAUGGGAUGACCCGGGGUCCUGUGAUUAGGUGCCCGUCGGCCUGCCUGGCUGCAGAGGUCAAGGGCUGGCUGGAGAGCGACGACGGAUUCCAGGCCAUCAAGGACGCCUUCGACCACACCAGCAGGUUUGCUCGUCUGCAGAUCAUGAUUGGUCUCGCUGGUAGAAACCUUUACAUCCGCUUCCAGUCCAGAACAGGAGACGCCAUGGGAAUGAACAUGAUCUUCUAAGGUGGAACAGAGCAGGCUCUGGCCAGGUUACAGGAGCAGUAUCCUGAGCUGGUGGUUCUGGCAGUCAGUGGGAACUACUGCACCGACAAGAAGCCUGCAGCCAUCAACUGGAUCGAGGGCCGGGGAAAGUCUGCUGUGUGCGAGGCCACCAUCCCAGCUAAAGUGGUCAGAGAGGUGUUGAAGACCAGCACUGAAGCCCUGGUUGAUGUCAACAUUAACAAGAACCUAGUAGGAUCAGCCAUGGCUGGAAGCAUCGGCGGCUACAAUGCCCACGCAGCCAACCUAGUGGCGGCCAUCUACAUCGCCUGUGGCCAGGACCCAGCCCAGACGGUGGGUAGCAGUAACUGCAUCACUCUGAUGGAGACGUCAGGGCCUACAGGAGAAGACCUCUACAUCAGCUGUACCAUGCCCUCCAUAGAGUUGGGUACUGUAGGAGGAGGAACCAUCCUGGCACCACAGCAAGCCUGUCUGCAGAUGCUGGGGGUACAAGGUGCUAGUCAGGAGUGCCCUGGGGAGAACGCCAGGCAGCUGGCCAGGGUGGUGUGUGGCACGGUGUUGGCCGGUGAGCUGUCGCUCAUGGCUGCCCUCGCCGCCGGGCACCUCGUCAAGAGUCACAUGACCCACAACAGGUCCAAGGUAAACCUGCAGGAAACAACCCCAGGCACCUGUACCAAGAAGGCAUCUUGAGAUGUUAUGGAUCAUCAUGGUUCUCUGGGUGUUGGGGUUUCGAGAGGAGAGAGAGAGCCUGAGACCAACCCAACAACCGAGGACUUCUCUUCCCAGCACAAUAGAAGGGCUAAGUCCCAAAUGGCACCUUGUUUACAUUGAUAGGGCUCUAGUCAAAAGAAGGGCACUAAAAAGGAAAUAUGAUGCCAUUUUGAACACAGCCARGAACAAGGAGCAUCAUGUCUGGACAGAAACACAGAUACAUAUUGCAUAUUUAACACUAUUUCAUCAUGUUUUUUGAAAAACAUACUGUGGUCAUUCAAUGUGUUUUCCUCCUCUAACAUCAGUGUACUUAUCAUCAUGCCUCAUUGUGCUGGAAAGUGGAAACACAACGUCUGAAAUCAGACAGAUUUUCCCUCUCUGGAGUAUUUUUGUAUCGUGAAUGAACUUUUUAUUUUUUACUUUAAAGCAGUCGACUAUGAAGACUUACUCAUCACUGACAUGUAUAUGUUAGCACCAGGCUUUGUUUUUUUUAUUAUGCUUGGGUUGAAGGUUCGAUGCCCGAAGCAUUUUACUGGGUAGCUAAGAGUUGAGUAUAGCCACAGCAGAAGUGUGACACAACGGUGUAGAGCUCUGUUAGCCUGGUCCCAGAUCUGUUUGUGCUCUUGUCUAACUGUAUUGUCAUUGCCAAGCAUGUUUAGCAUGACAAUUCCAUACGGAGUUGGCAAGAGAGCAGAACCAGACUGGCACCCAGGCUGGAGUUCUGUACCGUAACAGAACUCAAAUUAUAGAUUGGCAAAUGUCUUCAAAGAAACAACGACAUUCAACGAAAGCUGGAGAUUGUAAAUGUGGAAAAAAAGUAUACCCAAACGUCUUGAUUAAUGUACUUGCAAAUUGUUUUAAUUGCCAAAUACAGCCUUCGUAACCUAGAAAAAGUAGUUCCCUAAAAACAAAGCUUUAGCCUAUUUCUCUUAUAAGAACUUGAGUUGUAAACAGUGUGUAAUGCUAGGGAGAAAAUGUAAAGAGACAUUUAGCACUUGUUAAGGUUCGAGAGACACUGGUGUGUACGCAGAUGAAGGUGCCAUAAUAAGCGAUGACGUUGGCUUUAGUGGGUAGAUGGGCCGUUGUUACUGUGGAAAAGAACAAUGUGAACAAGUGGCACUGACUGUACACGCAAGACAACUAACCGGUUUGGCUUCAAAUGUCUGCCACUCAUAAAAAUGGAUGCGGCCUCCUGUGUAACGAGCGACAGUAUGUACACUAUGUUCUGAUUCAAACCCAUGUCUUUGGAUGGUCAGAAACGGCUGUUUUAAACCCAUGUCUUUGGAUGGUCAGAAACGGCUGUUUUAAACCCAUGUCUUUGGAUGGUCAGAAACGGCUGUUUUAAACCCAUGUCUUUGGAUGGUCAGAAACGGCUGUUUUAAACCCAUGUCUUUGGAUGGUCAGAAACGGUGGGGAAAGGGAAACCAUUCAUGGUUGAUUGUGUGAGUCACAGACUGCUGGUUUGUCCACAUUUCUAAUGGCGAAUGUGGAGAUCUGAUCUGAGCAUUAUACUUCUUUAGUCAAUAAUGCACAUAUAUUUUGUAAUAAAAAAAGGGAAUUUACAAUAAAAAUGUUCAAUAGAAAACAAA
This is a messenger RNA of Salvelinus sp. IW2-2015, 4643 nucleotides long. Lineage: Eukaryota; Metazoa; Chordata; Actinopteri; Salmoniformes; Salmonidae. The record is from RefSeq and is a predicted model, not a curated record.